UCGGACCCCCAUAGCUGCCCUCUCCAUCAACCUUGGAGCCGUCCCUUUAAAUAUGUGACGUCAGCGCUAAAUGUCCUGUCUACACGCGGAUUAAAGAUGGCUCCCUCUUAUGUGGUGAAGUCCUGCAAAAAGCUCCUCAACUGGAUACCUGUCGUUUUUAUAAAUCUUGUUGUUUUCUGGUCUUAUUAUGCAUAUGUCGUGGAGCUAUGUGUGUAUACGAUCCCCGGAGAUGCAGAACGAGUCAGCUACCUGGUCGUGUUUCACUUCUUCUUCUUCCUGUUCAUUUGGUCUUACUGGAAGACCAUCCUCAGCACGCCGGCCUGUCCCUCCUCCAACGCUUUUGGUCUUCCCAAGGCGGAGAAGGAGCAGUAUGAGAGGGAGCAGAGUUCGGAGGUUCAGCAGGAGCUCCUGAAGAAGGUGGCUCUGGAGAUGCCGGUGUACACUCGCACAGCAGGGGGCGCUGUGCGGUACUGUGACUCCUGUCAGUUGAUAAAACCCGACCGCUGUCAUCACUGCUCCACCUGCGAGAUGUGUGUUCUGAAGAUGGACCAUCACUGUCCCUGGGUGAAUAACUGCGUGGGCUUCUCCAACUACAAGUUCUUUGUGUUGUUCCUUGGCUACGGAUUUGUCUACUGUCUGGUCAUCUCGGCCACCGUCAUCCGAUACUUCAUCAUGUUCUGGACCAAACAACUGUCCGACACCCACGCCAAGUUCCACAUCCUCUUCCUGUUCCUGGUGGCGGCCAUGUUCUUCCUCAGCAUCCUGUGUCUCUUCAGCUACCACCUAUGGCUGAUAGGCCAGAACAGGACCACCAACGAGGCGAUGCGGUCGCCAAUCUUUCGAAAUGGUCGGGAUAAGAAAGGCUUUUCUCUAGGAUUCAGCCGGAACGUCGCAGAGGUGUUUGGAGACAGGAAGAUACUCUGGCUGUUUCCUAUCUUCUCAGGUCUUGGGGAUGGACAAACCUUUGUCACACGAUUGGUCCACAUAGAUCCUGAACAAGCCAAUCAAAUCCUCCAACAAAAUGGAAAAAUUCCUGCGGACGGAGAAAACCAUUCCAGCCUGCUUGAGAAUGGUGUAGCGCACACGGUGGCAGUGAUCUCCGAGAAAUCUGCUGCAGACCAAACAGUCUCCGUUACCAUGGAGAGUGUAUAACAGUUUCAGGGCACGGCGCCACUGGUUCUCCCAGCUUACUACGGAGCCCUGCUAGGGUAACAUGCUGGGAAAUACGUGUCAAUCUGUAGCCUCAAUCGAGCCAUCCGUACACACUGUUGAUAAACCAUAGCCACAGAUUACUAAACCGUACACGCAGAUUACCGACGCGGGCGUACAUAUAACCAAACCGUACACACGGAUUACAUUUGGGAGUGGAAUGAGUUGAAACAAGUUUGCCCAAAUCGCAAAAUCGGUACAUACGGGGGUGGGGGAAUCUGGGAACGGUUUAGUAAUCCAACCUCACGUUGGAGGGUACAGAUUUACAGAGAGGUGAUGUUCCACCGUAUGAACCCAGCCGGGCUCUGUAACCUGCCAAAUAUUCAGCUUUUAGCUUGUAGGUUACGUCUCAAUACCCCUUGUUUAUCGUUCUUCGGCCGGGUCGUUUGUUUAUAUCUUCUUUAGGUUCUAUGCUAUCAAUUCGAAUUUUUUCACAUUACCAAUUUGUUCAAAUUUGGCAUUCUGUGCCAUUAGUAAAUCCAGUAUUUAAAAAAAGAAAGAAGAUGGUUUACAUGGGUCCCUUUGGCCCACGAGGCAUGGUGUGUGUUGGGGAUGAUAGAGAGGCAUUAGCAUGCAUGAGAGAGAUAACAGAACUACUUAUUUCACUAACCUACUUGUUUGUUUCUUCAAACCGCGCCACCCUACCUCAGGGAUUGGCGCUGUGGUUUAUCUAAUUGUGUUGUCAAAUCAAGUUAGAUUUGAUUUGUUGCUAUUUAAAACCUAAGUCCACCUAAGUCAUGCUGUUUACAAUAAUAAUGUUUUUAUUCUGCGCUACAUUCCAUAUUUGAUAUAUUAGGAUGGGAAUUAGGAAAAAGGAUAUGAGCACACAGCCUUUUAGGAUAAUGGAUGAGAUGAUAUACACUGCUAUAACAGCUGAAGUUGUUAGAUGCCAUUCUUUAUUGCACUACAUAUAUUUGUUAUUUUUAUUUAUUCGAUUAUUUAUUUAGCAUUCAGUGUUAAGCUGCUGUUUUGUGUUUUUUACAUCAUUGCUUUGUUGUUGACUUUGGUUGUAAAGGGAAAGGUGCGUAGUCUAGAUAACUAUCCAAAGCUUUACAAACAUCAAGUCCUUUUUAUAAAAAAAAACAAAUAUCAUACGUGGAUCUGAUUCUAUUCGUAUGAUUCUUUUAGAAAUCUUUUUUUCAAAAUGAAAGUAAAUGUUUCCUUAUAGGUUGCAUACAAUUUUUGUAUUGUAAUUGUAAUUGCAAAACACAGUGGCUCUGUAAUCCAAAGCCUUUAAAGCUAAAAGAUGAAAUAUUUAUUUCAAUUAUUUUCUUUAGUUUGUAAAAUGUGUUUAUUUAUUUGUUUUAAGGAUCCCCAUUAGCUGAUGCCAUGGCAUUCAGCUAAUCCUCCUAUGAAGGUUGUUUUUCUCAAAGUUUAUUGCUUACAAUUUUUGGUUGACAUUUGGUCUGAAAUGUAUACAUUUAUACACUUUUCUACUCCAAACAGAUUAUCAGAUUAUCAGUUGCAUUUAAUUCAGAGAAAUGGCACAGGUGUUGAUUGUCAUGGUGAUCGUUGGAUCAUGGGUUUAGCAACUUAUAAAUACUAAAACAUUUAAAACCAAAGUAACUUUGUGUAACAACAAAACUAAAUUGUGUUCCACCAUUAACCAUAACAAAACAUUUUGGAUUUCCUCUGCAAUACAUUCUGUUCUGGUGUAUAAGAAAUGUUUUCAAAUAACUUUUUUCACUGUGAGAUUGGAUAUCGCUUAUUACUUGUAGUAACUGUAAUUUUUCAAAUAUGCUGUGGUCUUUUUCACAAUCACAGCCGACACAGUAUAAAUCAAGACAACUAUAGGUAUAUAGUUAAUCGCAAUGGUAGCACAUUUAUGUACAUGGUUCAAAGUCUGAAUUAAAAUGUCUUGUUUUAAAUACCCAAUCAAAUGUCUCAUUUAUUUUCAUUCUAUAAAAGCAUAAG
Messenger RNA from Gadus chalcogrammus (walleye pollock), 3123 nucleotides. RefSeq names its product palmitoyltransferase ZDHHC20-A-like. Bases 97 to 1152 code for a protein of 351 amino acids. Gene Ontology annotation, biological process: protein targeting to membrane; peptidyl-L-cysteine S-palmitoylation; synaptic vesicle maturation. Gene Ontology annotation, molecular function: protein-cysteine S-palmitoyltransferase activity. Gene Ontology annotation, cellular component: endoplasmic reticulum; Golgi apparatus. The transcript is spliced from 13 exons. Lineage: Eukaryota; Metazoa; Chordata; Actinopteri; Gadiformes; Gadidae. The record is from RefSeq and is a predicted model, not a curated record.